CUCGCUCGGGGCGUGCGCGAAACGUCUUUCCAUCCCUCAAUUUCAUCUUGACUACAAGUUCGUGAGAACGUGGGUCUCUCACUCCAUUAGAAGCAAGCGAUGCGUUUCCCCCAGAGAACGCCAAACGUCGAACCCAAAGCCAAGCAAGAUCCGAACCAACAAUCCGCGACUCAACUCUUAUGAAUCGUGAACCCCAUUCGCUUGACCUACCUCGCUCAACCUCAGAAAACCUAUUCCACCCCAUCGUAACAAUCCCUCGGCCAAAGAAAAGACAGAUCCUCGACACGAGUCUGCAAGUAGAUUUCCAUGCCGACGCCAGUCCGCCUUGCUUUUACUUUGUUGUUUACUUGCCCCCCUCUCUUCCCCCACUAUAGCUCAAUCUAUGUACCCCUCCAGCUUGUAACCUAACCCACACCUCUUUCUGCCCUUUCCCCCCUCCAGCGCUAGACAAAGCCAUCCAAGGGAAAACUACUACUAGCCGCACCAGUCAGAAAAAAUCGACCCUAUUUUUCCGGUGAAGCGACUAGACUGAUAUGCUAGAGCAAAAGACAAAGGCCCCACCGAGUCUACAUAGCACCGAGCAAGCGGAGGACGUGCUAGAGUGCGUAUCUCGUCAACCCCCGAUGAUGGAGCAGUAUCCCGUCUCUACCUACUAGUUAAUUCGUUCAUGAAUUGAAUACCGUGCUUGGGCACAGAAAGAAGGGAUCUUCAACCCCCCAUUAUCUCACCGUUUGUCUACAUCCCUCUGUCUAUCUCGGCGCAACGACGAUCAGCACCCGCAUUCUCACCAUCACCUCUUGUUCA
Periconia digitata is the source of this 804-nucleotide messenger RNA. Lineage: Eukaryota; Fungi; Ascomycota; Dothideomycetes; Pleosporales; Periconiaceae. The record is from the annotation of a GenBank genome assembly.